Drechmeria coniospora is the source of this 462-nucleotide messenger RNA. RefSeq lists its product as uncharacterized. The transcript has a single exon. Lineage: Eukaryota; Fungi; Ascomycota; Sordariomycetes; Hypocreales; Ophiocordycipitaceae. The coding region runs from base 1 to 462 and encodes 153 amino acids. The record is from RefSeq and is a predicted model, not a curated record.
AUGGGUUCAAGAACCCGAUGGUUCACUGGUUCUUCAGGUGAGAAGCAGGCAUCGCCGAGAGGUUCUGAUGCGGGCCGCGGAACGAAGUCAAGGUUCCCGUCGGUGGGCAAAAGGUUGGAGGGUGAGUGGCCUCUGAUGGAUGGCGGGGCAGAAGUUGUCCCUGGGGCUCCCCUCGUCAAGCCCCUCUCGCCUCUGCUCUGCCGCCGUGGCGUCACGGUUGUGCUCACCAGCCAUCGACGGCACCGCCGGGGCGUCGCUCUUCGACAACGGACGAAGGCGCCACGAAGCGAGGAUGAGGUGUCGGCGAGCACGGACCGAUACGAGUUUGCUUCGACAGUCGACAGGCGGCGGUGUGACGAGAUGUCGCCUCGUCCAUCAGCGAGGAGGCGAAUGAAACAUGGCGUUUCGAUGAAGAACAAUGCCACCGCCCCUCGACGGGAGCGAGAUGGACGUUGGACGUAG